Messenger RNA from Porites evermanni, 609 nucleotides. The record is from the annotation of a GenBank genome assembly. NCBI's taxonomy places the organism in Eukaryota, Metazoa, Cnidaria, Anthozoa, Scleractinia, Poritidae.
AUGUCUCAAGAUGAGAGUAACGUCUUAGAAAAGGCUCUUGGAAAUGACUUUGACCCCAAAGAUGAAGAUCUGCUAGAUUUGCUAAGUUACUUCAAGUGUUACAAAAGUCCUACCAAAACCAACAUUUUCAACAUAGUACAUGAGCUUGCUCAUCAAGAAUUGGUGCAGAAGCCUCUAUAUAUUGUGGAUUGUCUUGCUCCAAUAUUGAAUAGAAUGAGGGUCUACACACCAUUCCAAACUAUGGGGGAUCUGCGAAAACUUUACAAUGAAAAGAAGCCUACUGCCAAAAGUGUAAUUAAUUUACUGUCAACAAAUCCUACACCAGAGGCCGAACAAAACAGUUUGGAGGAUUUUAAAAGGUUUGUGCAGAGCCUUAAUGGCAGUGAUCUUGGGGACUUUUUACAGUUUCUGACAGGUAGUAAUAUUAUUUUGUGUAAAACAAUUACUGUUACUUUUACAACUCUAGAAGGCAAAUCUCGUUGGCCUAUUGUCCACACCUGUGGACCAUCACUAGAGUUACCGUCAACUUACCAGUGUUAUAAUGAACUUGCAGAGGAAUUCACAGCACUUCUCAAUGCCAAGGAUUCCUGCUCAUUUAAUAUUAUUUAG